Misgurnus anguillicaudatus (oriental weatherfish) is the source of this 2945-nucleotide messenger RNA. Its product is annotated as probable G-protein coupled receptor 82. The record is from RefSeq and is a predicted model, not a curated record. Lineage: Eukaryota; Metazoa; Chordata; Actinopteri; Cypriniformes; Cobitidae. Gene Ontology annotation, molecular function: G protein-coupled receptor activity. Gene Ontology annotation, biological process: G protein-coupled receptor signaling pathway. Gene Ontology annotation, cellular component: membrane.
GUUUUUAAACUCUGUGAGAGGAAGCAUUUAGAGUGGAGUAUAAACGAUUUGUGGUCAGACAUUCACUUCCUUUAGACACGCAGUGUAGAGAGGUUCAUCUAUAGAAACACACAUUUGGACUUCUAGCGACUACAUUUAGAGAGCAGCUCAAUGGCAAACAGCUCACGGGCUGAGUUCAACAUUUCUCACCUGUGCCAAACGUCCACCACAAGUAUAUUCCUGCCUGUUAUGUACACCCUGAUGUCUUUAAUUGGACUGCCUGGUAACACUCUCUCUCUCUGGGUGUUCAUGAAAAAGAUCGCCAUCAAAACAUCUACCCACAUAUACCUGAUAAACCUAGGGAUCUCGAACAUGAUUCUCUGCCUAACCAUGCCCUUUCUGGCUACAUACUAUGCAAAUGGAAACAAGUGGGCCAAAAAAUAUACCAUGUGCCAAAUAGCAAUAAACGGUUUAACCCCUGUGCUCCACCUCAACAUCUGCAUUGGUGUCAUGAUACUAAGCUGGGUGGCCCUGAGUCGCUUUGCCUUGUUGAUUCAGCAUUCGCACGCCAAGCGCCCAAGCAGGUGGCUUAAAGUCCUACCUCGGGCCUUCCUCAGCAGAAAUCGACAUGCAAGAUUGGCCCACGCAUUGUGCCUGGUCACGUGGGCUAUUGUUGGACUUGGUGUGAUACCCUGUGUGGUGCAAUACUCAGUCAGGGUGACUGCGGACGUGGAGGAUGUUAGAGAAGUGUGUUACAGCGUUUCGGUGGAGGUGGGUGAAGCUGGAUCUCACGUCUUUGCUUUAGUGGCCGUCUCGCUGUUUUUCGUCUUCUUCUUGUUGGUGUUGGGCUCCUACAUGGCAGUGAUCAGGCACAUCUGGAGGUCCAAGAAAAGCGUGGCUAUUUCCGAUACCCAAAGAGUCUACACCAGAGUGUUUCGAAAUAUCGUGAUCAUCAAGCUGGUGCUGGUGGUCUGUCUUUUGCCGCAUCACAUCUAUAAAGCAGUCUUCAUUCACAUGGUCAAGGAACAUUCUCUGUCUGAGUCACUGCCAAGUGAUCCUUGCCAUCCACUUUCGGUGCAUGUGGAGAUUAAGAAUAUGCUUCUGUGUUUAGCGACUCUGCGAUGUUGCACAGAUCCAGUCAUGUACUACAUGCUGGACAAAACCUUUCGUAUGCAUGCGAAUGGCCUGUUGAGAUUAUCCCCCAGUGCACAUGAAAGCCAUUCAUCCAAAUCCAAUGGAGGACAACUCUCUCAAGCAUCAAUCAGGGACCUAUAGACAUUACUAAAAAUUACUUGAAGACAUUGCAUGUUGCCACAUUUAUGUAGCAUUCUGAAGUUUCAAAUGAUUGUUUUCCAUAGUUUUCAACUAACUGUAAGAAAUACUGAGCAAUAGGGGUGUCACAAUUCUUCAAAUCCUUGAUUCGAUUACAUUUUCGGUUCUAAGGUCACGGUUAGAUUCUCUGACCUUGAACCCAGAGAUGCCUUGCCAUGUUAGUUAUGCUGCCAGUGGAAAAAUAUGGUACACACACACAUACCUGAUAAAACAAAACUUUCUGUCAGAUGAACAUCAGUACUGUCAGUACUUUGCACCUUAAAAACGCGCUUUUAUUACCGUCAGCAAUACUUCACUGUGAUACUAUAUAUAUUGUGAUACUAUAACCCAAUAAGUCAUGUUUAAAUGCUGUUUUCAUAACUUUUAAGAAUUUAUCAAUCUUUUUUCCCAUGCCACUUUCUUUAAAGGUGCAGUGUGUAAACUUUAGCGGCAUCUAGUGGUGAGGUUGCGAAUUGCAACCAACAGCUUAGUCCACGGCUCACCCCUCGCUUUUGAAACACAUAGAGAAGCUACAGUAGCUGCCACCAGACAAACAUGUCAUCGUCGGAGACAACUUAGUAAAAAAUUUGUCCGUUAAGGGCUUCUGUAGAAAAGUGGCAGCACAAAAUGGCGACUUCCAUAUAAGGGGAACCUCGGUGUAUGUAGAUUAAAAAGGUCUCGUUCUAAGGUAAUAAACACAUAACGGUUUAUUAUGAAAGGUCUUUAUACACCCCUGAUAAAAUAGUUUUGUAUAUAAUUUUGCAUUUCUGUCAAAAGAUCCUUCUAAAAAUUACACACUGCACCUUUAAAAAAGCAUUGAGAAUAAUUAGAGAAAUAAUGAUGAAAAUGCUGCAUAAUUUACAAAAAUAGAUAAUCUGGAUGACAAUAAUUGUAUCUUUUCAUUACUAUUUUGCUGUUACUUACUUUCUAAAAAAAGUCAAACAAAGGAUUAUUUGUAUAAUUUGUUGUUUCCUAUUUCAAAUAAUUUCCUAAUUCUAUUUAAGUCCAGUUCCUGAUUCUUACUACAGAGAACGGAAGUAAGCAACACAAUCACAGUUGUAAUUCAUUAAUAAAUAAAUCAGGGACAUUUUACUUUCAACAUGCGCAUAUGUUAUAGGAACAGCAUCAUAGAUAAUGAUGUAUGAUGAUAAAGAAGGUUCAUCCACCUUUGGGAUGACAGCAGCAUUAAAGGCCAUUACAGUAAAUAUUACAGUCUGUCAAGCACUUCAAGGGCAAAUGUCAGCAUCAUCACUCUUGUACAAAGCAAAGUGCAAAAUGACAGUUCUCCAUUUAGCUCCAUUUUCACUGUCACUUAAAUCUUUAAUGAACAUGUAGUUCCAUUACCGCAUUAAAGAGCCUAUAUUUAUAUAAACGCACAGAAAUUCACAAGCAAAAACACAAGAGAUAUUUUGCUCACAAUGUGGUGUCGACAGCUGGCAAAGCAUUUGUAAACGGUCAGCAAUCCAAUUCAAUUCUAAUGUUUUUAUAAACACAACUUUAGUUUGAUGAGCACAUUUGGAAACUUUAUUUUAUGGUGUCUUUGUCACAUGAUGUUACAUGUAAUUAUUAUAGUAAAGGGGCAUGUCACAAUUUUUUAAGAUUUUAAAUAAAUCUUUGGUGUCCCCAAAGCACAUAUGUGAAGUUUUAGCUCAAAA